Molecule: messenger RNA, 4095 nt
Organism: Talaromyces rugulosus
Lineage: Eukaryota; Fungi; Ascomycota; Eurotiomycetes; Eurotiales; Trichocomaceae
Exons: 2
Coding region: 1-4095 (1364 amino acids)
Biological process (GO): mitotic cell cycle
Source: RefSeq, a predicted model, not a curated record
AUGGCGCGCGCAGCCGUCAUCCCUGGUGUAGCUGCCGCAACCACCAGCACUAUCAGCACAAACGAACAACCAGCGACGCGCACAACACGAGGACGUGGACGAAACGCCGCGCAGACCGAGACAUCCAAAACCGAACAACAACCCGCGAAGAGGGGGAGGAAACCCGGUAAAACCGCUACAUCCGCUACAGCCUCUACAGCACAGAAAAAGAAGCAGACGGCGGUAGUAGUAUCAAAAGGACUUGAUGAAGAAGAGGAGGAAGAAGAAGAAGAAAGUACGGAUGAUGAGAUUGGGUUGAAGCCGAAUAAUAAGACUGCUGCUGCUGCUGCGUCAACGAUAGUUAGAAGGGGCCGGCAGGCGAGGAGUGCUUCUGUUCAGAGCGAGCAGGAACAACACACUGAUGAAGAUGAGGGAGGAGAAGAAGAUGACGAUGAUGACGAUGAACUGGCUCAGUUUGGAGUGAUGACCAAGAAGACAGCUCGGCCAAAGGCCAAAACUCCUACUACUAGUAAAAAAACAAAAGCUGAGCCAGCGACAAGACCUACGCGAGGACGUCCCAAGACUGUCAAAGAUUCAGAACCAGCAGCGACAACAACAACAACAACAACAACAAGAAAAACCCGAGGCCGACCACCCACAAAACCAGACGCAGGGAAAAAGAUCUACGUUGCGACGAAUUCGAGCUUUGCAAAGUCAAAGCCCGUUGGCGAACCCGCCGUGCGGAAAAAAGUUACAUUUGCCGAUCUCGCUGGUUCUGAAGAUGAGGAAUCCGAAAAAGAAAAACCUACUAAAACUACCGCCGCCAAAAAGCCGGCUAAAUCUGCAGCUGGUCUCAAGGCUAAGCCUGUUCGCAAGACAGCAGCGGGUACCACCGCAGGUAGAGGGCGUCCUGCCAAAGUUCAACCUGCGGCAAAACCGCUGUCGCCCAAGAAGGCGACGCAGUUGGCAAAGAUUUCGUCUUCGGCGAGCUCGGGAGAUGAAGAUGAGCUUGCUAGUGAGAAGAAUAUUUACUCUCUGGUCGUUCGCUCUCCGAUCAAGAAUCAAGCGCCACAACAUACAGGACUGAGCUCGCCCGUCAAGAGGAUCAACUUUACCGGCUCUACAACCCCAUCAAGACCCGCGAGUCGUAUGGAAAAUGAUGAGAAUUCGGUUCCGGGAGUCCAGCCUGCUUCGGCUCUGCGAGACCCAGCUGCUUUCCUGGGCAGUCCUGCUCGACGACCUCCGCCAUCGGCAUCCAAGGAAUCUAUCAAAGAUACCCCGCGACGCGGACCCCUCUUCGCCAGCCAGCUAGCAGCUCCAAAUAUUGCUCAAGCUGAAGCAGCCACGCCUACGAGACUGUCGCCAUUAAAGGUAUCACCCAAAAAGGGCGCCAAUCUAGGUGCUUCGUUUCUGGGCUCUCCUGAAAAAGGUCUAUCUACACCGUUUAAUGCCAAGCUAUCCUUGCUGAAAAGCCCUGCAAAGAGAAUCCAGUCUCCUUUCGUUUUUCAAAAGGUAACAACGGCACUGUCAAAUGCAGAUGAAGAUGUGGACAUGGAUGGUCAUGCUACCAACAAAUCUUCUGAGCAUGUUGAUGAUUCUAGUGACGAUGAACUCAGUUUUGAAAUUAAGCCAACACGGUCAGCUGAAGAAAGUGAUGACGUGUUUGUUGACCAGCCAGUCCAGGUUGUGGACGAGCAGCAAGAUAUGUACGUCGUCGAUGACAACGAACAAGUCGAAGAAGUUGCAGACUACGAGAUUCAACACGAUGGAGAAGACAAAGAAAACGCCGAGCCAGAACUCGAAGAAGAGGAGGCGGUCCAUGUUGAAGAGUCUACUGAGCCGCAGCUGCAUGAUAAUGAAGUCGACGAGAACAUGCAAGAGGAAUAUCUAGCCAUGAAUGUUGGCCAAGAUGCGGACGUUUUUGAUCAAGACCUGCCUGUCGAGAAUGACCAAAUUGACGACAACAUUGAACAUGCCCAGGAUGAUGAUCGCAUGGAAGAGGACGGAGAUGAGGCAGCUCCUAACCCCGACAUUGACCAAUCUGAAAACAAGGUAAAAGUCAAAGCCGAACAAAGCGAAGCAGAACUAGGCGUCGAACACAUCGAGGUUCAUUCCGAGACCAGUGAAACGCGUCAACUUUCGCCUACCGAGCUUGAGCCUGCCAUUGAUACACUUUCGAUCCAUUCUCAGGAGGGCAAUGCACCAAGUGAUAAGGCCGAGGAUGUCAUGAUACACGGCGAGUACGAAGACAACGACCAAGAUGAGACUAUCUCGGAAAUCCCGGCACCGGCAUCGCCAGCAGUGUCACUCACCAGGUCUACAAACUCCAUCCGAUAUGUCCAUCCUGAUGAAAUCGACGAGCCGCAGUCUCCUAACAAAACGCCCACCACCUUUGUGCCUCCUUCGGCGCCGACUCCGCCUACAAAUCCCGCGCAUAUGCACUCGUUGAUGUUUUCUUACCGAGAUGCUCAAGAAGACACGAGUUCGGUCUACGAUCCCAGUCCGGUGAAACGUCGCUCUCGGGUUUCAACUCGUGAGAGUAUUCUCCCACAAACCCCAUCUGCUUCUGCUUCUGCAGAUCUCUCCUUCAGUCCCCUUGCUGCUCAGUUGAGUCAGUGGAGGGCAAGCAGCCCAGAGAAAACCCAAACAGACCGACCCCAAAGAAGCAUUUUCUCUCCGGUCAUUCCCAGUCAGUUGAAAAUGAAGCCCAAGUCUCCAACAAAGAAUAGGUACAGCCAGAUACAGACAAUGCGUCACUCGCUCGCCGCGAGGCACUCAUUGGCAAACUCAACAAGCAUGGAUGACAACGAGACGGACACUGUCGAAAGACAAUCAGGCCAAAAUGAAGAACAGCCCUCACAACAGGUCGCUGAUGCUGUUCCUAACGAGUCAGCACAAAGCAAAUCAUCACCAACUAAACCAGCCGAGUCUCGCCCCUCAAUGUCGAUUACACCAAUUAGGGUUAUCCGCGAUGCAAACCGCACCGUCCACACAGUCUCCAAAGUACCUCUCAAGCCAGAAGGAGAUAUCUCGCCUAUCAAGUUUCCUCGCAAGCGCGCCAGGGCCAUGUCCUUUGACAUGGACCUUCCAAUCCGAGCAUCGCCCAACCGUGUCAAGCUUGUUCCCAAAAGCCGGGUGCAUCCUUCUCUAUCACCACGUAAACAGCGUGUUCCUCUAGGCGAAAUUGAGCCACAUUGUAUUGAAGGUCCUAGACCCGACCCGUCUGUGGCUGCAGCCAGCCUUGUGAAGACUCCUCGCGCAAAUUCCAAGGCCGAAGAGCAAGUCCUGCAAGGUGCUGUUGUCUUUGUUGAUGUUCACACUACUGAAGGUGAGGAUGCUAGUGGUAUCUUUGUUGAGCUUCUUACGCAGAUGGGUGCAAAGUGUGUCAAGUCCUGGGCUUGGAACGGACGCUCAAGCCAGUCGCCAGUCGAUGGUACAGAGCCAGUGGCCAGUAAAGUAGGCAUCACCCAUGUCGUCUACAAGGACGGCGGCGUUCGUACCAUGGAAAAAGUGCGACAAGCAAGAAACUUGGUCAAAUGUGUCGGAGUUGGCUGGGUUCUUGACUGCGAACGAGAGAACAAGUGGCUUGAUGAAUCUCGUUAUAACGUCGACAGCACCAUCAUUCCUCGCGGAGGAGCCAAGCGCAGGAAGAGCAUGCAGCCUAGAGCACUAGCAAACGUCAACGGCUCCUUGCUAUCGUCAUCAACCAGCAGCCGCCCAUCUCGCAGUUCGACUGAGUGGGAGGGUACCGUCGAAAACUUCAAACGCAUGAGCCCUAGCCCUAGCACACCUCCGCCUGCAGCAGGCGAGUCAUUCCUCAACAAAAUCCCCGAGGCACCCAAAACACCCACCCCUGGUGGUGGUGAUAGCUCGUAUGCCUUCAACUUUGACUUUUCGGCGAUGUCGCCUGCAACACCGUACUUUUUGUCCCAGCCUUCUCGCCUCGUUCAGCAGACAUGCCCGCCAAAACAGACAAAUCAGGGCUUGUUCUCCGUGAGCAGCAGCGAGUCGCAGGCUCCGAGAGGGAACAGAGAUUUACGCGCAAAGCUCGAGGCAGCGCGUCGCAAGAGCUUGGCAUUUAAGCCCAGACAUGAGAGUCCACUAUCUCAAUAUUAG